AUGGAGGAUCGAGCAGUACGGAAAAUUGAUAAGCAAUCUUUCGCUAAGGAACACUCAUUCAAGUUACUGAAUAAGCUAAAUUUGUUGAAAAAGCGAGGUUUAAUGUGUGAUGCGACUCUAAAGGUUGGAGGAAAGGAAUUUCCAGUUCAUCGAAUUAUACUGUCAGCCGCCAGUCCAUAUUUUCAAGUCAUGUUUACAAGUGGUCUGGCAGAAAGCCAUUUGGAUCAUGUAGAAAUUCACGGUAUUAACGCAGAAGUUUUCAGCACUGUUCUUGAUUUUAUCUACACCGGAAAAGUUGUUGUGAACGAAGGUAAUGUUCAACAGCUUUUACCUGCAUCGAAGAUGCUUCAAGUAGACGAUAUUGAGGUUAUGUGCUGUGACUUCUUGAAACGUGAACUGGAUCCUUCAAAUUGUGUGGGCAUUUACAUGUUUUCCGACACCCAUUCGUGUACUUCGUUGUCCAAAUCGGCGCUGGGCUUUAUUCACAGGAACUUUGUCGAAGUUUCAAAACAGGAGGAGUUUGUGCAACUCACCAAAAAAGCAUUAUUUCAACUUCUAGAAUCAGAAGAACUUAAAAUUGAAUCUGAGGAACAAGUCUUUGAGGCUGCUAUGCGUUGGGUGUUACAUGACAUUUCUCGAGGGCGUGAGUCACUAGGGCAAAUCCUUGAACGCAUAAGACUCCCGCUUAUCUCUCCAAAAUUCCUUGAAAAGUAUCUUCUCACGUGUGAAAGUGCAAGUAUUCAGAGGAUGUUAGUGGGAAUUCUUGAUGGAUAUAGAAGUUACCAAGCCUUAGGACAUGGGCUACAGAAGGCACAUACACAACCGAGGCAUGCUUCAAGAAAGUGUUUUUAUAUCAUAGGAGGGUACAGUCGUCGAGUAGGUGGAAGGUGGAGUGACACGUCAUCGCUUUCGACUGUUGAGAAGUUUGAUUCCUUUUCACAAACCUGUGACAGUUUUUCGACACCACAGAUGAGCUUUGCUCGCAGUGGACAUGCAGUAGCUUCUGCUGGGGGGUUAAUUUAUGCCAUUGGUGGAGAGAAUGACUCUCUUAUUUAUGAUACUGUGGAAUGCUAUGACCCUGCUUCUAGAUCUUGGUCACUUGUUGCUCCUUUGACAGCUCCGCGUGUGGCGUGUGGAGUAUGUGUUGUUGAAGACUUCUUGUUUGUGAUUGGUGGCUGGGUUGGGGCUGAGAUUGCAGAGGAUAUUGAGAGGUAUGAUCCAGACCUUGAUCAUUGGGAAGUAGUCGGAAAGGUAGAAACAAAGAGGUUUCAUCUUGGAGUUACAGAAAUGAAUGGACUGAUAUAUACAGUAGGUAGGUCACCUUUUCUAUGAAUAAGAGUGGAUUUCCUCUGUCACCUAAUUUUCACGUGCGCAUGCGUAAUAAGAAAGAGGCAAUCCAUGGAAGGACACACAUAAACAUUGAAGUUGAACCUUGUUCAACUUUUGUGUUUAUGCACGGCCUUUAAUACACUGCUUCUAUUUUACUUACACCCGUAACAGUUACUUGCAUUUGCACUUGAAAAUUGCGUGACAGUGAAAUCCACCAUAACACAGGGUUCAACCUUUUUUAACCCUAUUGCCCAAUUAGCUUACAGUGCAGGCAUUUGUGAGGGAACAUGAACCCUUAAAAUUUCAUUCUUGUUAUGUGGUGUGUUUGACAAAGGGAGCUUGAAAGGGUAACCCUUUAAAGUGCAUUAAUAUAACUCUCCUUACUCUCCCUCUUAUACUAAAAGAGAUGUUGUUCAAUAUGAAACUUACUCUUCUUGGUAAAAAAAUUGCUUGUGUUGUUUGAAGAAAUAUUCAUGUAAACUGCAUGACACAGCUCCUUUAAGUAAAUUACAAAGUAAGAAACAGAGAGCUAGGUCACUAACAGCACUGUACUGUAGGCUAUUGCUUAACAAAAUGUUGAGCAUUAUAAAUGAGUAGAAAGCUCAUUCAACACAUGUACAGUGUAACAAAUUGACUGCCAUCAUUCAACAAGCUGCUGCUUUUAUGAUUUUAUGCUCUCUGGUGAUCUCUGCCUAGAAAUUUUAAAACCUACAGUAUCUUUGUUUUCACUAAUGUAUUAAGAAUGCUCAACAUGUUGCUUGGCCUGUUUUGACAUGACACUUUGUCGACUACAGGUUUAAUGUGUAUGAUAAAUAUUCAAUGCGGAAGUUAUUUUUAGCUGGUGCUUUUUGUCCUAAAAUCACAGGAGGGUUAAGUGAAUUAGGGGAAGAACUCAAAGUGUGCGAGUGUUAUAACCCUGUCAGUGAAACUUGGAUGAGACUACCUGACAUGCAUCACAAGAGAGCAUACCUUGGACUGACAGCCUUGGAAGGCAGCCUGUAUGCUGUAGGUGAGGAAAAGAUCGAAACUUCCCUGUAAUAGGCUGUGAUCCUUUUGGCCAGUGCCACAGAUCUAGACCUCUUGCUAGGGCCUGAAGCAAGAAGUCUGUAAAACACAUCAUUCCAGCUUUCUGUUCAGCGUCAGAAAUAUUAUUAUUUGAAACAAUCACUUUUACCUUGGUUAACAAAAAUUUGAAGCUACUACAGUUGCGUGCUGUCCUGGUCCCAUCCAGAGCUCUUGAUCCAUGGUACUGUCCAAACAGUCAGCAGUUCUUGUGACAAGAAUAGUCAAGGCCAAAAGCCAAGUGAGAACUUGUAACAAAUGUCUUUUUGAAGUAAAGUUUUCUGAGCCUGUGAUCAAUUGAAUACCAUAACUUGUCAGAAGAAAACUGUGAAAAACCAUGUUACACCUCGAUGAGUUGUACACCUGAGCCUGCAAUACAGUCAUUUGACACUGGUCAGCAGAUACCCUAUUUUUGAAACUGGUCACAACAUGGGUGUUGAAUAUCAAGUUUAACAUUUUACAUAUGCCUUAGACUUUUAAGAUUAGUAAGUAAGACAUUUCACAUCUGUUAACAUAAAGGGGCAGAUACAAUUUCUUGGAUGCAUAGAUAGCCAAUAAUUGUUCUAAGACAUGGUGCUCCACUGCUUACGCUGUGUAUGCAGGAGAGCUCCAAAAGAAUAAUGACAUGGUCACUGAGUACAUUAAUACAUGCUACCAGCCUCCUUCCCAGGGUUCUCUCCUAACCAUUCCUACGGAGAGAGAGAGAAAGGUAGGAGAGAGAACCUGGGAACAAGGUUGGCAUGGUACUUGUUUUUGAGUAUUUUUACAUUUACGAAUAAGCCAAAAAUUUAACAUAGCUCUAUUCUGGUUUUAUUUUGACCUUGAAUGCUAAUAGCAGCCAAAAUUUAUGGUUUUAUACUACUACAUGAAAAAUUACUGCAAUUUGAUUGGCUUACAGCACUGGUAUAAGUCGAAUUAAACUUUAUGGAUGUACACUUUUAAUGUUUGGAAAACGCCCAUCAUCAUAUUUGUUUAUUAUCGUACUAAACAUGCACUAUAAACCGUAUUUAUGGUGAGCACUAUAAAGUUUUAUGUCUCUAAUUUCACUCGCCUAACGGCUCGAGAAAUUAUGUAUAACAAUUUCGAAAUAUCACUUGUGGUAUUUAUGCCAAAUAUCACUACAAAUCAUGCUAUUACCUAUACUAAUUUACAUUUUCAAUAAUAAUUACUAACAGGCGGCUGUAAUGAACUGGAAGGAACACUAUCCAGUGUAGAACAGUUUGAUCUUCAAAGAAACCAGUGGACAGAGGUGAUUCCCAUGGAAAAACCAAGAGCAGGUUUGUCAUUGGCAGUCAGCAGUGGACUUUUGUAUGUGUUUGGUGGGCGGACAGCGAGUGAAGAGUACUCCCCUCCUGUGACACUAACAGGUGUUGAAUUGUAUGAUCCGAAGAAACAGAAAUGGAAGCACGUUACUGAUUUGUGUUUUAGUCGGUGUGAUUUUGGCAUUGGCAUUGUGUAACCUGAAGGUAUUAAACAAAUCAAGAAUAGCUUUCCAUGUUCGGUACUCUUAUCUGCCAUAGGAAUGAUGUCAAAAUG
This is a messenger RNA of Porites evermanni, 3927 nucleotides long. The record is from the annotation of a GenBank genome assembly. Lineage: Eukaryota; Metazoa; Cnidaria; Anthozoa; Scleractinia; Poritidae.